AUGUAUAACAUCUUUGUGUACGGGACCCUUAAGAAGGGGCAGCCGAAUCAUCACGUCAUGACAGAUGCUAAUCUUGGAAACGCCAUUUAUAAAGGCACUGGGAAAACCAUAGAAAAAUAUCCUCUGGUGAUUGCACAGAGAGACAAUGUUCCAUUUUUGCUCCGUUUCCCAGGAAAAGGGUAUCAUAUUGCCGGAGAGAUCUAUUCUAUUGAUGACAAGAUGCUGAAAUUCCUUGAUGAGUUUGAAAGUUGCCCAGACAUGUACCAACGCAAUUUUGAGAGGAUUGAAAUAGUACAGUGGGAGGAUGCUUCUGAUUCACCAGACAGAGCAGAAGCUAACGGCAUCAUAGAGUGUUUUAUCUACAGCACCACAACCUACCAGCCAGAGUGGCUCAAUCUACCUUACCAUGAAUCCUAUGAUUCUUUUGGGAAUCAUGGCCUGGUCUUCAGUAACCGAUGA
Messenger RNA from Pelobates cultripes (western spadefoot toad), 459 nucleotides. The record is from the annotation of a GenBank genome assembly. NCBI's taxonomy places the organism in Eukaryota, Metazoa, Chordata, Amphibia, Anura, Pelobatidae.